UGGCACCGUCACAGUCUUCGGUUACUAACAUGGAACCGAAUUUGCUGCAAAGUUCCACUCUUUUGCGACCCCAAACGAGCAGAGCCAAAGCCAAACCACCCUUUUUUUAUUUCUUUGUUUAUACCGUCGUCUCGUCACCAGGUCCUAUAUAAAUACCCUCCGUUCCUCCUCUCCAACCCUCUUCCCCCGGCGAGCGAGAGAGCGAAGCGAGCGAGCGAGCGAGAGAGAGAGAGAGAGAGAGAGAAAUGAUUAAGUUUAGAGCAAGGAAAUUUUGCAGAAGCAACUCUAAGAUUAGUGGUGGAGGAAGCACGGGAGGGUCUGGCAGAGGGUGUGGAGGAAGCGGAGAGAUCAAAUGGGAGCUCAGACCGGGAGGGAUGCUGGUUCAAAAGAGAGAAAAUGGGGAAAGUGAGGGAGAAGAAAUGAUUACAGUAAGAGUCUCAACUGGAUCGAAGUGGCAUGAUAUCUCCAUCGAAGCAACUUCGACGUUUGGUGAACUGAAGACGAUUCUGUCAUUGGUGACUAAUUUGGAACCAAGAGAGCAGAGGCUUUUGUUCAGAGGGAAGGAGAGAGAAGACGGUGAUUUCUUACACAUGGUUGGAGUUAAAGACAGGGACAAGGUGCUGUUGUUGGAAGACCCAGCUAUCAAGGAGAGGAAGCUUCAUGCCUUGUCCCCAGAGAAUCCUUGCCACCCCAUUAGUGUGUAAUCUGAUUAUAUAUUAUUUUCUACUAACCACUUGACGCGGCUUAAUUAAUGUUUUGUAUGAACUAAGAACAACUACUCCACAAAUUGUUGGUAUUUUGUGUAAUUUAUUUCUCUUUUUAUGCUCCUUGACCUUGAGAAAUUAAAUAUAUGUAGUCUGAUCUUGUAUCCA
Messenger RNA from Nelumbo nucifera (sacred lotus), 872 nucleotides. Its product is annotated as BAG family molecular chaperone regulator 2. NCBI's taxonomy places the organism in Eukaryota, Viridiplantae, Streptophyta, Magnoliopsida, Proteales, Nelumbonaceae. Gene Ontology annotation, molecular function: protein binding. The record is from RefSeq and is a predicted model, not a curated record.